Messenger RNA from Centruroides sculpturatus (bark scorpion), 403 nucleotides. RefSeq names its product 50S ribosomal protein L7/L12-like. The transcript has a single exon. The record is from RefSeq and is a predicted model, not a curated record. Gene Ontology annotation, molecular function: structural constituent of ribosome. Bases 32 to 403 code for a protein of 123 amino acids. Gene Ontology annotation, cellular component: ribosome; cytosolic large ribosomal subunit. Lineage: Eukaryota; Metazoa; Arthropoda; Arachnida; Scorpiones; Buthidae. Gene Ontology annotation, biological process: translation.
CAAAAAAACGAGACGGGAGAGGAGAAAAAAGAUGAGCAAACUAACUAAGGAAACAUUUAUUGAAAGUCUGCAAUCCAUGACCAUUAAGGAAGUGAUGGAACUGGUUGAGGCUAUGAAAGAGACAUUUGGCGUUGACCCAACGGCAGUCGUUAGCGCCGCGGCAGCUAGUCAAGCGCCGGCUGAAGAAGUUAAGAGCGAAGUGACUGUUACGCUUAAAGCGGUUGGACCAAACAAAAUCGCAGUCAUUAAAGUGGUUAAGGAAAUCACUGGUUUAGGUCUGAUGGACGCUAAGAAUUUAGUUGAUGCUGCGCCAAAACCGAUUAAGGAAAACAUUAAACCUGAGGAAGCCGAAGACCUUAAGAAAAAACUAACCGAAGCUGGCGCCGAAGUAACGGUCGAAUAA